This is a messenger RNA of Beta vulgaris subsp. vulgaris (sugar beet), 2527 nucleotides long. Its product is annotated as transcription factor MYC2. Lineage: Eukaryota; Viridiplantae; Streptophyta; Magnoliopsida; Caryophyllales; Amaranthaceae. Gene Ontology annotation, molecular function: protein dimerization activity; transcription cis-regulatory region binding; DNA-binding transcription factor activity. The transcript has a single exon. The coding region runs from base 263 to 2212 and encodes 649 amino acids. The record is from RefSeq and is a predicted model, not a curated record. Gene Ontology annotation, biological process: regulation of DNA-templated transcription. Gene Ontology annotation, cellular component: nucleus.
UUAUAAUCACCCACGCUUCACUCCCUUCACCUACUGUCAAGUGUCAACCCACUUCUCACCCACUCCUUCCCUCCUUCCUACCCAAUCCAAUCCCCUUUCUCUCUCCUCUUUCUACUUUCUUCAAUCUUACCCACGCAUUUCACACUACCCCCUUCUUCCCUCCAGCCGCCACUCUAACUCCUUCACGUGUUUCAUUCCUUUCUCAUCUCAUUUUUCAUGAUUUUUCUUCCCUAAAAUAAAAAAAAAAGUCUUAAAAUUUCAAAUGAUGAAUAUCUGGUCAUCAGAUGAUAUUAAUCAUGCCUCAUCAUCUUCCUCUAUAGUUAUGAUGGAUUCUUUCCUCCCUCCCACCGCCACCGCUACCACCACCGCCACCGCACAAGACACCCUUCACAGCCGUCUUCAAUCUCUCAUCGAUAAUCCCGCCACCUCUCACGCCACUCAAGCAUGGACCUACGCUAUCUUCUGGCAAAACAGUGUUGAUUAUUCGGGUCAAUCUCUUCUUGGGUGGGGCGACGGCUAUUAUAAGGGCGAAGAGAAGAAAACUCAAACUCAAACUCAAACUCAAACUCAAACUCAAACCCAAGAUGUAGCGGAGCAAGAGCAUCGAAAACGUGUGCUUCGGGAGCUGAAUUCACUCAUAUCUGGAGCUGAACCACCAGAGGAUUCUGCUGUAGAGGAGGAAGUUAGUGAUACUGAAUGGUUCUUUCUUAUUUCCAUGACCCAUUCGUUUAGUAGUGGGGAGGAUUUACCGGGUGAGGCCCAUUUAAGCUCUAAACCCAUAUGGGCUGCUGGACCCGACCGACUGUCGAGUUCGCCUUGUAAUCGGGCCAAGCAAGGAGCUUGCUUCGGGCUUCAGACGAUGGUUUCGAUUCCAGUGUUGAAUGGUGUUGUUGAGUUGGGGUCUACUGAGGUCAUCUUUCAGAGCCCUGAUUUGAUGAAUAAGGUUAGGGUUUUGUUUUGCUUUGGGCCUGGGUCUGGUGACACGGGGUUGUUGUCGGGGUCUGUACCCGUGUCUGCUCCUGAGAGUGAUCCUACGACGAUGUGGAUCAAUGAUCCGAAUCCAGUAGAGGUGAAAGAAUUGAGGAAAACGCCUACUCCGCCGCCACCUCCACCGAUGAAAUUGAUUAAUUUGGAUAGUCCAAUAAAGAGUAACCUUAGUGAAUUUCACUCGACUCCGAACCCGGCACAAAAACAACAACAACAAGGGUUCUUUAGUAGGGAGUUGAAUUUUUCGGACUAUGCAGGUUAUAAUGGAAAUGGUAACAAGAGUAAUGGGAGCUUGAAGCCGGAAUCUGGGGAGAUAUUAAGCUUUGGUGGAGGUGAUAGUAAGAGAAGCACAAAUAAUUCAAAUGGAAAUGUGGGGAUAUUUGGAGGUAAUUCAAGUUUCUUGAUUGAUGAUAGUAGUAAUAAAAAGAAAAGAUCCCCGAAUUCAAGAGGAAGUAAUGAAGAUGGGAUGUUAUCUUUUACUUCUGGGGUAAUCUUAGCUUCAUCCGGGGUGGUGGGUAAAUCCAGCAAUAACAAUGGUGCUGAUUCCGAACAUUCGGAUUUAGAGGCGUCUGUAAGGGAAGUAGAUAGUAGUAGUAGGGUGGUACCGGAGCCAGAAAAACGCCCGAGGAAGCGAGGAAGAAAGCCCGCCAAUGGAAGGGAAGAGCCGUUAAAUCAUGUAGAAGCCGAGAGACAAAGAAGAGAGAAGCUAAAUCAAAGAUUCUACGCCUUACGAGCAGUUGUUCCCAACGUUUCCAAGAUGGACAAGGCAUCCCUAUUAGGCGAUGCUAUCUCUUAUAUAAACGAGCUCAAAGCGAAGCUCCAAGAUUUCGAGGUGGAGAAAGAAGGAUUGGUUUCUCAAGUGGAGGGGCUAAAGAAAGAAUUGGGGGGAUCACAACCACAAUCGCAACAACAACUUGCGCCAUCUUACUUGGAGAAAGAAACCAAGGCAGUAUUAGGAGUUAAACAGCAGCUAGUAGAUUUGGAGAUUGAUGUUAAGAUAAUUGGGUGGGAAGCGAUGAUACGAGUGAAUAGCAAUAAGAAGAACCACCCUGCCGCGAGGCUAAUGGCGGCUUUGAUGGAGUUAGAAUUGGAUGUUACUCAUGCUAGUGUGUCUGUUGUUAAUGAUUUGAUGAUCCAACAAGCAACCGUAAAGAUGUGUAACAGGUAUUACAGUCAAGAACAACUUAGAAUGCUUCUAGCUUCUAAAGUGUCAGAUCCCAGAUAAUUGAUUGUACUAUUAUGGUCAUAAAUUUAGCUUAUGUUGUUCAUAUUAGUUGUAUUAUAAUUGAUCCCAGUAUUUUUAGUAUUGGGAAUCUGUAUAAUUAUAGUUUAGCUUAAUGUGAACUCGAGUUUUUAGAUUUUUAGUAUAUAGAGGAGGAAACAGGAGCCGGGUUUGGUUAUAGAAGUACAUCCUGUACCAAUUUCUGUAAAUGGAAAUGAAAACUUAGCUCCAACUCUCAGUUUUUGGUCUUAGAUAUUGUCUAUUAUGUAUAAAAUCCUUUGUGAAAUUUUAUGUAAGGAGUAUAUUUUGUUUGUACAA